GAGCGGCGGAGCUGCGCGCGCAGGUGGGAGAACCAGGCCGUUGCAGGUGAGCGGAGUUCUACGCACGUCUGAAAAGUUGAGAUAGCAAGACCAAGACUACUAUGGAAGAUUUUGAUGGGGACUUCUGUCACAGAAAAGCCAUUGUGUCUGAAUUAUGUUGCAAUCAGAUUGCUGCAAACAUCCUGGUACAGGAUCUCAGAACCUUGGUGGCUUUUACUGACCCAGAGGAUGGAAUACUGGUUCAAACUCCAGAUGGUGUUAAACACCCUCUGAGAAGCAGCUGAAAAACGUAUCUGGCUGCAGAAAGACCCAAAUCAAGGUAGUUUAAACAAGUGAUCAUCAAGAAUGGGAGACGAAGGUGCAGGCGAACCCUUUGUGGGUACAGUGACUGGUGGGGCCACAGAUUACGAAGGCAUCCUUCCCUCAGAUACAAUUUCCCUGAGUGACUCCGAUUCAGAAGAUUUUGAGUUUGCAGGCAGUGCUGAAGUUGAUGUUGUGUCCCCUGACGAGCCGCUUCCUUCAGAUGAUGUGGAUUAUGAAUCAAAGAAGAGUGGGGAUUCUUUGCACAGCAGCCAAAAAUCAUUUGUUCAACCUUUUCAUUUGAAAGGCAUGAGUUCAAGCUUUUCACAGCGCAGCCAGAACAUUUUUGAUUGUCUGGAAGGAGCAGCCAAACAGGCAGUGCCCUUGACAGCUGAAGACAAUGUCAUUGAUAGAAGGUUUAAACGCCCUCUGCCACCACCCAGCAUUUCAAACAAGAUGCCUGCGGAAAGCUUUGGAAGACAACGUGAGCCAAUUCAGUCUUAUAAAUGUUCCCCGCCAGUACCUGAUUAUGUGGCCCAUCCAGAACGCUGGACCAAGUACAGUUUGGAGAAUGUGGCAGAAUACAGUGAUGAUACCAACAGAUCAAUUGCAAUGGAGUUCUUGAGUGGCUUGAACAAGGGUAGAAAGGAGCAGAGUUCAACACAUCCUAAACAUUAUGCACCAUCUUUCAACCAGGAUGCUUCUAGCUCUGGUGCAGGAAGAAUUAUCUUUACCAAACCAGUAAAGACAGGCUUAGACAGAUCAGGAAAAAAAAGAGGAGCUUCAACAGAGGAAGAGUUGGAGGCCAACAUUAUUAAUGCAAACCAAGAGGCCAGAGGAAGGCCUCUGGAUAACUUGGCUGCCCAGAAUAAAGGUGAUGUACUAGAUCCCUCAGAAAGCAGAGAAAAAGAAAAGGAAGAUUGUGAGCCAUUGAAAUUGGAAGAACAAGAUGCUCAAAAAGCCAACACAGGUUCUCCAGAGGUGCAAGAAGAGAAUGUGACGACAACUGUAGGGUUUCAUGGUAGCAAGAAAAGGAGUAGGAAACAUUUCCGACCCAAAAGUAAUGAUGAAGAAGAAUCCUAAAAGCUAGAAACCUUAUAUUUGUCCAGUGAUAGCUUACUCAAAAUAUUUUCUUCAUCAUUUGCAUGAAUUCGGGCAGUUUGUUUUCCUUAACAUGCUUGUUAUUGUGACUAAAAAUACUAGUAACUUUGCCCUUUCCAACAAAAUCCUGCUGUAUUUUGCAAUAAAAAUUAUAAGACAUUUAUAUGAUAGUCCAACAAUAUAGACCGAGUUUCUGUUUAUGAAGGGAGGCUCAGCUAUUCAUACCAAAACUUUUGACAAUAUACUGUAAUGAUAUCUCUACCAAUUCAUAACUGACAAAACAUAGCCUGUGGAUGAGGUGCAAGAUUUAUCAGUUUAUUGUAGUUGAGGCGAAGAUUUAACCAGUAUUAUUCAACAGUGUGAAUGAAAGUAAAAGCAUGAAAUAUGACAACAACUAUGUUGUUUGACUAGAGACAAGAAAAUGUAAACAUACAGUACGUUAAGAUCAUAGGAAAAAUGUUAAGGAAUUGGAAGAGAUAUUUUCUAAAAUUAAAAUGCAGUCAACUAAGCCAUGCUUAGACUUGAUUGGUUCAGACUGUUGAAUUGCCACAACUUCCUUGAAAACUGAAAGGUUUUUUUUCCUCCAUACAUGAGAGCUUCUAAAAUACAGAGAUUUGUGGUGGCCUAACUGUGUUUAUGUAAGAAUAAAGGAGCUUAAAAUAAGGUUUGUAGCUGAAUAUCCAUUUGAUAUUUUUUGGUGUCAAUAAAACUUGGGAACAACUGCUUAAUUAGGUUCAAAAUUCUGUACUUGCAUGGUAACAGCCAUUUGUGUGAAAAACUAUUUUUCUCUCUACUCUUGUAUGGUGCCCCUUUUUACCAAUUAGCUCUUUUCUACUUGUCACACUUUCUUGUCUUUGCAUAUAAAGAAGCAAGAUGCCGUUUCAUUCAGCUAAAGUUCUCUUGUACAGCUCCCCAGCAUUAUUCUCCCCUUUGCAUGUUGUCAGGCGCACAAAAUUUGGUCAUAAAUAAACACAUUGGUUGGAAC
Molecule: messenger RNA, 2386 nt
Organism: Protobothrops mucrosquamatus (brown spotted pit viper)
Lineage: Eukaryota; Metazoa; Chordata; Lepidosauria; Squamata; Viperidae
Gene: TSSC4
Product: tumor suppressing subtransferable candidate 4
Exons: 4
Coding region: 346-1383 (345 amino acids)
Source: RefSeq, a predicted model, not a curated record